AUGGCAAACGCAGGAUUAGGUGUUCCGAUCAAGCUUUUGCAUGAAUCUUUGGGACACAUAAUCACGGUUGAGUUGAAGACUGGACAACUUUACAGAGGAAAGCUCGCCGAAGCUGAAGAUAAUCUAAAUAUCUCUUUGAAAGAUAUCACUGUUACCGGACGAGAUGGACGAGUAUCUCAGCUUGAUCAAGUAUACAUCCGGGGGAGUUCAAACGAGUUGGACCAAAUGCUAUGA
Messenger RNA from Psilocybe cubensis, 234 nucleotides. RefSeq lists its product as uncharacterized. Bases 1 to 234 code for a protein of 77 amino acids. Lineage: Eukaryota; Fungi; Basidiomycota; Agaricomycetes; Agaricales; Agrocybaceae. Gene Ontology annotation, molecular function: RNA binding. Gene Ontology annotation, cellular component: U5 snRNP; spliceosomal tri-snRNP complex; U2 snRNP. The transcript has 3 exons. Gene Ontology annotation, biological process: RNA processing; spliceosomal snRNP assembly. The record is from RefSeq and is a predicted model, not a curated record.